GGGAAAUCAUAGCCAAUAAAUACCGACAGGGUCAAAGCUCCUGUCACAUUGAGGCUGUGAACUAAUGCUGCUGAUGUUGUGAUUGAUUCUCCACAAAAAAGAUGGUCACCAGCAGACGAAAGAUGAAAGAUGAAAGGACGACAGAUGGAAUUCCCGGACGAAGCCUGCAGAGCACGUGGAGUGCUUACAUACACGGGAAUAGCCUCAGGCCGGCCAUCCUUGCCUGAGGAUCGCUGGGCUGCCUGAGGUUCAUCUUCGGACGGGGAAAGAGCGUCCGCCACUUGAGAGACUCGUUAUGACCGUCACUCCUUGGAGAGGCAGCCAUGGAGCCACUCUCCACACGCUUCCAAUCUCCAUGUAUACACCUUAGCCACUCAUUUAGCGCCAAUCCUUCCCUAUCUGCGUCCUGCUAUACUUCUCAUCAUGGGCCAAAACGUCUCCGCCGUCAAUGGCGUGCGGUCGGACAACUACUACCAACCCGGCAAUGCCAUCAAUGAGAUCUGGUUCGGUGAUGUCGAGCUCAUCUCUCGUCUUCCAUUUGGGGACUCCGAUAUGGCCCAGGCGGGCUGGUCGAACGGCGAAUGGCCGAAAGUCCCCUGGCACAAUUUCAUCAUUCCCAUGAAACGAGAUCUGGUCCCGACGACGGUAGAGCACGCGGUUCCGGUGGUCACGGUUCCUGCCACUAGCCCGACUGAUCAGAAAGACGCACCGGCAGACCAAAGAGUCUUGCCCGGCAAGAAGGUAUCGCCUGGCAAGAAGCUAUCUUCUAGCAGCAAAAUAUCGCCUGCUUGUUCUGACGAAGGCGGCGACGACGACGGAUGGGACGAGCCCGGCGUGCUUUCUGACGUCGGCACCAUGGCCCUAAUGGGCGUCCUUUCUACUGUCUCCGUAGCGAGUUUUCGUCUGCCGAUUUACCUACGACAACGCCCGGAGCCGACCAGCUUAUCCAUGGAGCCUCAUAGGACGAAAACUCGGUACUAUAUCUCCCGCGCAGCCAUCGGCACGCUGUCCAUGAUGGUCUCUCUGACGGCCGCAAUUUUGAGUCUUUUUUUCCUCAUGACCUUCCGACCGUCUUCGUCACUGCGCGCUUGGUUUGCGCCGCUCUUUAUAACCCUAUGCUCCUUUCUCCUCGCAUGGGGAUUGUACAUUCAGGUCAAGACGGUCAUCCCGCUCUGGAAAGACUGGAGGAAGGUCUGGCGUGAGGGCGACCUGGAAUUGGUGCAACCAUAGUGUAUUCCCUGGAUCAUUCGGUUUUAUUUUUGCCUUCCGAGAACAUGGACGGUGGCUUAUCUUUAGCAAGCAACAUGGUGCAUGGGAGGUGUUCAUUUUUACCAUUGGGCAGCUGGCAGUGUUUGACGUCCAGGCGGCGAUUUCUGGGAGAAUACUACCUAGGCCCUACCUGGCACCGACAUACCUCGCUCUAUGAAAAGUGUCAGUCGUGUAGUAAAGCCUGCUCGUUACACGUCAAAAUUGUAUUUACAUAAUAUACAUACCAAC
Molecule: messenger RNA, 1497 nt
Organism: Aspergillus steynii IBT 23096
Lineage: Eukaryota; Fungi; Ascomycota; Eurotiomycetes; Eurotiales; Aspergillaceae
Exons: 1
Coding region: 424-1230 (268 amino acids)
Source: RefSeq, a predicted model, not a curated record